Molecule: messenger RNA, 1821 nt
Organism: Scatophagus argus
Lineage: Eukaryota; Metazoa; Chordata; Actinopteri; Scatophagidae
Gene: tufm
Product: Tu translation elongation factor, mitochondrial
Exons: 10
Coding region: 77-1417 (446 amino acids)
Biological process (GO): mitochondrial translational elongation
Cellular component (GO): mitochondrion
Molecular function (GO): GTP binding; translation elongation factor activity; GTPase activity
Source: RefSeq, a predicted model, not a curated record
CCGGAGCGACCGCUUUGGAGCUGUCCAAGUAAUCUCUUGAUAUUUUGAUCGUCUUCGGUUUGUCUUCCCAUCGAAGAUGGCGGCGCUUGUGGGAUUGCGUGCAUAUUUCUCCGCUCUUCAGCGUUCUUCGCCAGGUCUCCUGCACAGCUCUUUGAAAUUGUGUGCAGUGCAUCUCAGUCAGCGGUCCUUUGCUUCAGAAGCGAAGAAGACAUACAGCAGAGACAAGCCCCAUGUGAACAUUGGAACAAUUGGCCACGUUGAUCACGGCAAGACAACCCUGACUGCAGCCAUCACGAAAGUGCUUGCUGAUGUUGGUGGGGCGAACUAUAAAAAAUAUGAGGACAUUGAUAAUGCCCCCGAGGAGAAGGCCAGAGGAAUCACCAUUAACGCCUCUCAUGUAGAAUAUACCACAGCCAACAGACAUUAUGCUCACACAGACUGUCCUGGUCAUGCUGACUAUGUCAAGAACAUGAUUACAGGCACAGCUCAGAUGGAUGGCUGCAUCCUGGUGGUGGCGGCCACUGACGGUCAGAUGCCUCAGACACGAGAGCACCUCCUGUUGGCUAGGCAGAUAGGUGUCGAGCAUGUGGUCGUUUUCAUCAACAAGGCUGAUGCUGUUGAGGACAAGGAGAUGCUGGAGCUGGUGGAGAUUGAGAUCCGCGAGUUGCUCACAGAAUUCGGCUAUGAUGGCGAAAACACACCUGUUGUAAUAGGCUCAGCUCUCUGCGCCCUGGAGAACAGAGAGCCUGAACUUGGUGUGAAUUCAGUGUUGCAACUGCUGGAGAUUGUGGAUUCUUACGUUCCUCUGCCCAAAAGAGAGCUGGAUAAACCUUUCCUUCUGCCCAUUGAAGGGGUUUGUUCCAUUCCAGGCAGGGGUACGGUGGUGACGGGCACUAUGGAGAGAGGUGUCGUCAAGAAAGGAGAUGAUGCUGAGUUUAUGGGCCACAAUCGCAGCUUUAAGUCAGUGGUUACAGGUAUUGAGAUGUUCCACAAGUCCCUGGAUCAAGCAGAAGCGGGAGAUAACCUGGGCGCUCUGAUCCGAGGACUGAAGAGGGAGGAUGUGAGGAGAGGGAUGGUGAUGUGCAAACCAGGAUCCAUCAAGCCUCACCAGAAAGUCCAAGCUCAGGUGUAUAUACUGAGUAAGGAGGAGGGAGGCAGACACAAACCAUUUGUCUCCAACUUCAUGCCUGUCAUGUUCUCUCUGACCUGGGACAUGGCCUGCAGAGUCACUCUGUCUGCUGACAAGGAAAUGGUAAUGCCAGGGGAAGACACCAGCUUGACACUUACGCUCCGCCAGCCGAUGGUUCUGGAAAAAGGCCAGAGGUUCACUUUGAGAGACGGAAACAAAACCAUUGGCACUGGCCUGGUCACAGACAUCCUGACAGUUACAGAAGAAGACCAACACAACUGGGGCUAAAACUCUGCAGAAGGGCUUGAGCUUUGGGGGUGGGGGUGGGGUUGGGCUUUUGGCAAAGGAGGAUGGGCGCAUGUCUGGCUGGUCAAAUGAAAUGAUUAUGGAAAUAACAAAACAAAGACCAUAAAUCCAUGAACAGAUCUGACACAGGAUGGCUCUAUUGCACAGUUCUACCCAAUGAAACUAUGUUUAGCACUGUGUUUGUGUUUAAAGGCCACACUGUUAAAUAUGUCUUUUAUGUAAUAAAAUGUGUUAAAGAUAGAAAAGCCUUCUUUUCUGUGGUAUUGGCAAUUGCAAGCCAUAUCAUUUAAAAAAAUUGUCAUUAUUAUUAUAUUAAAUGAACUAUGUAUUACAGUGUUGCAUUCAUACAGAAACUUAAAAAUCUGUAGUAAAAGACCUGGCUAUCA